Ceraceosorus guamensis is the source of this 2428-nucleotide messenger RNA. Its product is annotated as CBF-domain-containing protein. NCBI's taxonomy places the organism in Eukaryota, Fungi, Basidiomycota, Exobasidiomycetes, Ceraceosorales, Ceraceosoraceae. The coding region runs from base 1 to 2364 and encodes 787 amino acids. The record is from RefSeq and is a predicted model, not a curated record. The transcript is spliced from 6 exons. Gene Ontology annotation, biological process: ribosome biogenesis. Gene Ontology annotation, cellular component: nucleolus; Noc4p-Nop14p complex; small-subunit processome.
AUGGCGAGCCCACGCAUCACCAAGAAGGGCAGGGUAACGCCAGAGGUGGCGGCGGCAGCCUCACCGCACACAUCUCGGCUGGUUGCGUUGCAGGCGUCCCUGUCCGGCUCCACAGAUCUUAAUCCUCUCAGCGAUCUGUUAGCGCUGAUCAUCGAACUCUCAGCACUGCCAGAUGCCGCCUCUACGCUGCUGCCCAAGAGCAUGUCGCUGCUCAUGCACUCGGUUUCUGCUUUGGUGCGAGCGAACAAGGUCCCGCUGGACGCAUUUGUAGACGCAGAAGGAAAGCUCCAAGUGCAUGCGCACAACGAAAAGGACGCGAGCUUGACGUUCAAAAAGUGGAUCUCUGAGCGCUUCAACGAGAGCGUGCAAUGCUUUUGCGCGCUUCUUGGACACGAAGCUGAGCAUGUUCGGCUGCUCGCCCUCAAAUACCUUGUGGCGCUCCAAGUCAGCUGUUCGGCCUGUCUUACUCAUCUACGCAGCAAGCCCAACGCACAUGCUACCCUUGAUGCACACACGUCUCUGGGUCAAUGGGCGUCUGCGCCUUUUAGGGCGCUCAUGCUUGUUCUGCUCGCUGGUCCCAAGAAAUCCGCACUCGCAGCGGAUGUGAGAGACGCUUUCGUCAAAGAGUAUUUGGAGGAGUACGACGAUGUUCGCCUGGCGGUGUGCAGGGAAGUCAGAACCAUCUUGCACGCCAUUCCGCCAUCGCUUGCAGAGUCGCGGCUACGAGAGAAUGGCACCGAGCUGCUGCUCCACUUGACUGAAAUUCCAAAGGUCGUCCAGGACCUCAACACCUUUAUCGUGCCGCAGCUGCAACAGCCUCCCCCUUCGUCUGACGCACCCGAUGCCAAGGGCAAACGCAAAAAGUUGCUGGCAAGCGCCUCGCGUGCAUCCAAAAAGCAAAAAGUCGUCGACGCAGGUGGGAGCGAGAAUGAGAGCGACGAUGAAGCGGAGGAGGAGGACAUGCAGGCAUGGUUCUCCGACUCGGAAGAUGAGGAGCAGGAAAAGACACGCACUGGCAACGGCCAGGGCGUCAAGGGAGGACCCGGGCCUCGUCGCGAUGAGCCAGAACAGAUUCGCGCCGGCACUCACACCCCCACACAGGGCUCAUGGUCAUCGAUGGGCCGAAAGAGGAGCCGCAGGGCGCCACCGUUUCACGUGUGUGUGCACAACCUGGCUGCGCACAAAGCCGCUUUUAGUGCGGCGUGGUACGCAGUGUUGCUCCCUCGACGCGAUGAAGAGGGUCGCAUAGCAGGCGGCUCCAUUCCGCAGCACGUCAAUCAUCAAGUGCUGCUACGCUUCCACAAUCAAAUCUUGCCGAAUCUGUCCAAGCCGAGACUCGUUGUGGACUGGCUCGUAGAUUGCCUCGAAGCUGGUGGAGCGACCUCUCUGCUUGCAUUGAACUCGCUCUACACCCUCAUGCUCUCGCACAAUCUUCAGUACCCCUCCUUUUACAACAAGCUCUACUCGCUCCUCCUCUCCGACCCACCGUUCCUGCACGUGCGCUACCGAGCACGCUUCUUGCGUCUCCUAGAUAAUUUUCUGGCCUCCUCGCACCUUCCCGAAGCGCUCAUCGCUUCGUUUGCGAAGCGCAUGGCCAGAGCCAGCUUGAGAGCUCCACCAGCUGCGGCCGUUAGCGUCAUUCCAUUUGUCUGGAACCUGCUCAAGAGGCACAAGGGCUGCCUUGGACUGAUACAUCGCGUCUUUAACGAGGAUCGCUUCGAUCUGGGACCCAAGGGCAUCGAAGACCCGUACGACGCGCUCGAGACAGACCCGCUCAAGACUGGUGCGCUAGACUCUUCGCUGUGGGAGCUUGCAGCUCUAGGAGCCUCCUUGUCGGCGCGCGAGAAGCAAGGCGGCGGAUUGUCAGAGGGCACUUUUGCAGACGAGGCUGGAGGUCAAUCGCACUACCUGCAAGGCGUGACCACCCUCUCGCACAUCCUCGCCGAGCCCUUUCUCAAAGACAGGUGGGAUCUGGAAGACUUUUUGGACAUGACGUACGCCACUCUCUUCGAGUCGGAAAUCGCUCGCACGCUUCGACCGACGUCAUCGCAGGACGACAACAGGGCCCGGCUUCGCCCUCAAGCCGUGCCAGCGCUAUCGCACAAGCUCCUGCCCGUCGCUCAUAUCUUUCCCUCGCUCAAGGCUCAUCAAAAGAUCGACGAAGCUGCUGCAAAAGCGCGAAAAGAAGUCGAGGAGCUCAUGAAGGAGAGCGUGCCCGAAGCUCGUCAAGGAGAGGAUGACGAAGAUCGAGAAGCGCGAGAGGCGGUGUGGGAUGUGCAACGCCAAGCCAAGAUCCAGGAAGCUGAGCGCAAAGCAUUAGCAGCCGAUCAGCGAGACGUUUGCGCAAGACUUUGGGCAUUCUGAUACGUAUUUGCAGGGGCAUGUAUACUAUGGGAACCACGUAAAUGCUACAGAUUGCGAACGCGCU